Messenger RNA from Acanthaster planci (crown-of-thorns starfish), 1888 nucleotides. It is a transcript of the gene tekt1, whose product is annotated as tektin 1. Gene Ontology annotation, biological process: cilium movement involved in cell motility; cilium assembly. NCBI's taxonomy places the organism in Eukaryota, Metazoa, Echinodermata, Asteroidea, Valvatida, Acanthasteridae. Gene Ontology annotation, cellular component: nucleus; microtubule cytoskeleton. The record is from RefSeq and is a predicted model, not a curated record.
CAUGUGUAUAUUUCAUAGUGUGGUUUUCGCGAGAGCAACGGAUCAUUUCCGGAUCAGAGUCGAGUCAGCGUCGUAUCGAACGCAAAUCUCACAAGACGUUUUACAGCCGAUUGGGAUUGAUUUUCUUUACAAAAAUGGCCAAACUGAUCAGUGCACCUCCCAAGUUCACCCACCAAGAGUGGGCCUACUCCAACAAGACCAACUACAACAAUGCAGAGAAGCAGCGAGCAAGUGCAGAACGCCUCAUUGAUGAGAGUGAGCGGCUCAUUGACGAGACGGAUGAAGUGACCAAGAGAACACAGAGGGACGUCAACAAGAAGUUUGAACAAAGAAUACAUAAUGUGACAUUCUGGAAGGAUGAACUAAACAGAAAACUUGAUGACGCCAAGAAAGAAAUUGACACGCUACUUGCCUACAAAACCAGACUACAGAAUGCUCUUGAAGCCUGCAAAGAACCACUAGCCAUUGUCAACCAUUGCCUACUGUUCAGAGAGGGUCGCGAAGCCAUUGACCUUGUCCAUGAUGAUGUCGAGAAGAACCUCCUUAAAGAGCGCGAGACCAUCGAAGGUGUCAUGGCCUUGCUUCAGCGCACCCUGGACCAGACCACGGAGCAGAUCCGCAUCAUGCGGUCACGGCGUUACACCUUGGAGAAAGACCUGACAGACAAGUUUGCUGCCCUGGACAUUGAUCAGGACUGCAGAGAACUCAGGGAUGAUAACCCACACCUCACCUUCAAAUCCGGCGCUGCCAAAAUUGAAACCAACUCUGUCACCCCAGAAGACUGGCAGAAAUUCACCAAUGAGAACAUUCUGAAGACAGAGCGUGACCGCAAGAAUGCCGUGGACCUGCGGGCUGUCAUCGACAGUCUGCUGGAAACCACAGAAGACGACAUGAAGAAGCAAGUCAGCGACACCAACCUGGCCUUCAAGAAACGCAUCAGGGAAACACAAGACACAAAGAGCGAACUGGAGACACAUCUGGCCAAGGUCGUUGGACAAAUCCAAGAGAUGGAGAAGAACAUUCAGAGCCUGACCAAAGCCGUGGAGGACAAGAUGGGCCCCAUGAAGCUGUCUCAGACGCGACUGGACACCCGCACCAACCGUCCCAACGUGGAGCUCUGCCGGGACCCUGUCCAGUAUCGCCUCAUCAACGAGACAGCUGAGAUCAGCCAGAGUGUGGCCAAGCUCCAGGCCACACUGGACGAGGCCGAGGACCAGCUGAAGGGGCUGAUCCGCCAGCAGCAGACGUUGGAGGAAGACAUUGACAUCAAGUCCAAGUCCGUCUACAUUGACAAUGUCAAGUGCAUGGGGCUGCGGCAGAGUAUCAAUAUCAUGAAAUUCUGAGGGCUGCGCAACUGGCUACGAUCAUUUUGGGUAAAAGUGGGAGUACCUGACACACAACAUAAAAGUUGCACCUCUGUGCAGCACUGAAAGGUUUUUGUCUUUAAAAUUGCAAAAGCACAAAUAAAAGUGUAUGUACCAGUAAUUUAAUUGUCAUUCCCCAUAUGGUCCAUCCAAGUACAUGUACAUGUAAACAGGUUUUUAUUCAGAAUAGUUGAACAUGAAAUACAAAGCACCAUGAGGGGAAGUGACAUCUUUAUCCAUCCCUAUUAAUAUCCGUCCAGCUGUAAAAAGCUUCCCAUCUUGUAAGACGACUUUUCUCUUCCUUGCACAUUUGAGUUUCUGGGGUUGGAUGACUUUAAUUUAAAAGUAAAUUCCAUGUAUGGUGUAAAUGACAGAAUUAGCAAAAAUUUUAAUUGAGCUUUGGCAUGGAGUAGGAGGAUACGGUAUUUUAUUGCAUAUGAAAUUGACAGAAUAAACCCAGUAUUCUAACAGUGCUUUUGACUAGGAUCUGUAUGUGCAUUUAUCCCACACUCUUAGAAAGGCAA